Leguminivora glycinivorella is the source of this 1305-nucleotide messenger RNA. RefSeq lists its product as uncharacterized. NCBI's taxonomy places the organism in Eukaryota, Metazoa, Arthropoda, Insecta, Lepidoptera, Tortricidae. Bases 448 to 1305 code for a protein of 285 amino acids. The record is from RefSeq and is a predicted model, not a curated record. The transcript is spliced from 3 exons.
UAAAAUUGGUAUGUGUAGUUAUCCAUAUUUAUUUCACAACAAACUUUUAAAAUAUAACGAGUUGGAAUUUAAAAUUACCGCCAACGAGCGCGGCUCGAUACGCGUGCGUUUGCUUCUCCCUCUAACAUAGACACAAGAACCUACUUGUCAGUCAAACAACAACAAAACUUUCGUAAGAGUGCUGCGGCUCGUGAAUAAUAUUGUUUAUUUGAGUGUUCUGGUAAUUAACGUGUUUUGUAUUGAAAUAAAAAUAGCGUAAGGAAUUAUAUUUUAUCAUGGAUUCUGAGGAAAAGGUGAGAUAUGACCACGAAUAAAGUUUUUAUUAAGAAUAACCUAGAAAAAAUACUUUUAACUCAAAAAUUUAUUUUACAUGAUUAUGACUUAAUUGUGUAACGCUUACUUCAUUUGUUACGUUUUUAAUUACAGAAUGAGUUGGUUAUUCAGUUAAUGAGUAGAAAACGCAAAUUAAUGGAACUUCGAGAAGAAAUCAAGUUAAAAUCCUCACGCAAAGAAAAUAACUGUGAAGACAUAGAUGAAUGUAAUCUUCAGACUCCAUUCUCCGUUGAGGUUCCUUCACUUCCUUCUAUUUCUCCACCACCGUUUUCUCCACUGACCCCUCUGGCACUCCAAACUAAAUUCAAGGAGCAGAAGACGUGCAGUACCGAGUUGUUACGUACAAAUUCUCCGCCUCUGGGUUUUUCCUCCUUUUUAAAUAACAAUGAUCCUGCAUCAUCCCCUCUUCAACCAAUGUCACCAGAGACCCAACAGUUAUACAAAGAUUUAACUGUAGAAGAAUUAUAUAGAAGGAACUCAACGGAUAUUAUUGAAAACAGUGACAAUGAUGCAGACAUUACUGAUGACAGUUUGAAUGAUCCAGAUUAUGUUGUCGAUAAACCCAAACAACGUAUAGUAUUUGAAUCAGAACCUGAGAAUAAUUCGACUAGCGAUAUAGAACAUGAUGACCUUGAACAUAAUAUCGUAGUGACCGAAAAAUCAAACCCAAAACCGGUGUUUAAAGACACGAAUACGCAGUUAGAACUACCUCAACAAGCUACCACAAGCAAAACAGAUACCAACCUAGGACUACAUAGAGAUGUUGCAAGUUCCGUAUACGAGAAUGCACAAGAAGCGGAAAGUCAUAAUGGGACAUAUGAAAUAGAUGCGGCACCAGACCAAACACAAGACAUUUCUUUAUCUACUGUAGUACAAUGCAAUAUAGAAGAGCAAGAUACGACAUCUCUCACGAGUACGACCGAUAUCAAUAACGAAGAUUCAAUUCUGACAGAAAGACCAAAAUGUUGUUGA